This is a messenger RNA of Menidia menidia (Atlantic silverside), 2466 nucleotides long. NCBI's taxonomy places the organism in Eukaryota, Metazoa, Chordata, Actinopteri, Atheriniformes, Atherinopsidae. The record is from the annotation of a GenBank genome assembly.
GAGGCAUCGUGGUUCGUCGUAUGGCGGCUCCUGACAGCUGAGCUACUCCCCAACCACACUCAUUAGCUUGGUUAGUGUAACGAUUUCUCUAGAGUAAAAACAUGUCCAGCAAGCUUUUGUUUAGCCAUUGAACAUGUUGUCGUCCCUCGCCUGUUCCUGCGUGAGAAACGGGAGAAGAAUAUCUUUUUUGAGGUUAGCUAUCUUUCCAGCCAUAGCACCUACUUCUUCGGGGGGUCCAGACUUUUCCCAGCACCGGCUACUGCCACCUGCCUCUUUACGGCCCCCGGCCGGACCCGGGGCCAGGUUUGUGUGUCUGUCGGCCUCAAACAGAGAAGAUGAGAAGCCACCGGACGCGGACGCAGGUCGGGAGAACUUCGGCUCCAUGUCGGCGGACAUAGCCUCCAGGAGGUCGUUCCGGAAGAGCAGCCCCGGGAUGCGAGACCUGCCCUUCCAGCAAGAUGUGCCCGUGGAGGAGAGGGACCAGAGCAGGCCUUACAGAAGACCCGCCAUCAGAAACACUCCCUACUGGUACUUCCUACAGUGCAAGAAGCUGAUAAAGGAGAAAAAGCUGCAGGAGGCGCUGGAUUUGUUUAACAGAGACAUGCUGCAGGGGGAGAGGCUGCAGCCCGAGGAGUACAACUACUCGGUCCUCAUUGGAGGCUGUGGCCGAGCUGGACAACUUAAAAUGGCCUUCAGACUCUACAAUGACAUGAAGAAGCGAGGCCUGGACGCUUCGGACGCCACCUACACGGCGCUGUUCAACGCCUGUGCCGAGUGCUCCUCCAAAGCCGCCGGCCUCCAGCAGGCGCUCAAGCUGGAGCAAGAGCUGCGCCGCAAAAACCACCCCCUGAGCACCAUCACGUACCACGCGCUGCUCAAGACGCACGCCGUCACCAACCAGCUUCAAGCCUGCGUCCACACGCUCCGGGAGAUGCUGGCGAAAGGACAUGCUGUGACUCAGGAGACGUUUCACUAUCUGCUGAUGGGCUGCCUGAGGGACAAAGAAACAGGGUUCAGGCUGGCCUUACAGGUAAUCGACGCGUUCUUCGGUCAGUUUGAGGUGUGGCGCCAGAUGUUGCAGUCGGGGAUUCUUCCAGACGCUAAGAAUUACAACCUGCUCCUGAGAGUUGCCAGGGAUUGUGAUAUCGGUGAUCUUGCCGCGGCCACCCGCAUUCUGCUGGAGACUGACCACAAGCGGCAAAGAGAUGAGGAGGAUGUUUCAGAGGGCGGCCGCAGGAGUCUCAGAGACAUUGACCUUCUGGAGCAGCAGUUGUUCGUCCAGCGUGAUGCACACGCCGUCGGUCAGCAGGAGGGCAGACACAGACAGGAGGUCUCCAGCCGUCUCACACCAGUCCCACAAACCGAAAUCUCCUCACUGCCUGCUCCGUUAGCAUCCGAUUCAGUAGCACCGAACCUACUGGACCUGUUUGAGGGGAAAAGAGGGGCCGUGGUCUCACUCAGCGCUCCGGACGGACCGGCCGGCCGGCUGGCCCUCAUUGGUGGAGCGAGUGGUUUCCUGGAGAAGAUGGCAGCACGCGGACUCAUUCCGGACCUCAGGACUCUGUCUCUGCUGGCCGACACCAUGGAGCCGGGCUCCCAGUCUCUGCAGCUGCUGUUAAAGGUUGCCAAACAGCAUCAGGUUAAGCUUGAUGUCGGGUUUUUUAACUCCGCGAUUCACAGAGCAGCCAGAGCUGGAAACCUGGAGGAUGCAAAGGCUGUGCUGCGCGUGAUGCGACAGCGCCACGUGAGCCUGAACGUGCAGACGUUCGGAUGUCUGGCCUUGGCCUGCGACAGGAAAACGGAUGGCCUUCAGCUCCUGAAAGACAUACAGGAAGCAGGACUGAGGCCCAAUGUUCAUGUGUUCUCUGGUCUGAUUGGCCAAGCCACUCGGAGGCUGGAUUAUGUCUACCUGAAAACGAUCCUGAAAACCAUGCGUGAAAUGGAAGUGUGGCCGAAUGAGGUCAUCAUCAAACAGCUGGAGUUUGCCGCACAGUAUCCUCCAAACUACAACCAGUACAAGUCCAGAAACAACUAUCUGGUUCAAAUAGAUGGUUUUCGAGGUUACUACCAGCAGUGGCUGAAGGAGUUGCCAGCUCAAAGUCGUGAGGACCAGCAGCAGCAGUCUGAGCUGGAUGGAAAAGCCGCAGAAAGCAGAGUAGCAGAUGGGCUGACAGAGGCUCAGAGGAAGCAGAGAGCCGCCGCCAGGAGAUAUCAUUCUCACCACGGAGAGAAGAGGACCCACAGCGCGUAAGCUCCGCUACAACACUCAGCCAUGUCGACCUCUGGAUUUACUUAGGCCAAAGAGCUGACUGUUCAUUUUCUUUGAAAUAUUAAUUCCAUUAAAAAUGAAAAAGGAACAAAAUAAUUCAAAGAAUUGAUGCUUUACAUUUGAUUUUACUGGGAAGGCUUCAGACUUAUCUGACACCCCCUUAAAUUGUGAUUCGUUCUGUCUUCCUAAUAUCUGUC